ACAAUUCUCUCAAAAUCCCAUUUCUCCAUUUUCUCUUCUUCAAAAUGAACUCACCAUCAACAACUACAAGAAGAAGACCAUGUUUCAUUGAAGAAGAUGAUGGUCUUGUUUCUUUAGCUGAAACUCAACCUGAGUUCUCAGGCAAUAAUAAUCAAAAUCAUAAUAAUAAUAAUAAUAACAAUAACAAGAAUCAUAAUUUGAUUUAUAGACCUCUUUAUUAUUCAAGAAGAAAUAGCAUGAAGAAUCACUCUUCUUCUUCUUUGUUGUCUCCAAGAUCUGUUAUUUCUGCUGGAAAAUACCUUGAUGGUAGAUUUGAUGAACCCCAUCACUAUUUCUUGGAUGCUUGUUCUCUUUGUAAGAAAAGACUUGGGGAUAACAGUGACAUCUUCAUGUACAGAGGGGACACUCCAUUCUGUAGUGAAGAGUGUAGACAACAAGAAAUAGAGAAAGAUGAAGCUAAAGAUAGAAAAAGAAACAUUUCUUCUUUAAAAGCUAUGAGAAAAAAGGAACAAAAACAACAAUCAACAUCUCCAAACAAAACUUCAGCAGAAGAUUACCCUUUGAGACCUGGAACUGUUGCUGCUGCUUGAGCAAAAAAAUGAAUCUACUUGGAUGAAAAAAAAAUAAUAUUCAAGAAGGUUUAUUUUAGCUAUAAAUAUUAAGAAAAAAAUGGUUUAUAUGAGGGGGUAUGAACUUAUGAAGAAGAAAGAAUAUACAGAAUAGUUUUUUUUUAAAAAAAAAUUAUUAUAUUAAGUUUAUGUUUAUGAUAUGAAAAUUUUGAUAAGUGAGAUGAGGCUUGUAUAAUGAUGCUCUCUUGAAAAGUGGAAAAAAAUGAAUCGACUUUUUUUUUUUUUUGGUUUUUGUCCCAAGUUUUUUGGUGCUCCUAUUUUUGGGGUUCACUUGGGUUGUUUUUUUUUUCACUAUGAAAUGAGAAGCAAGCAAUAACAAGGAGAGUUCUCCCUUUCAUUAUUGUUUUUGA
Molecule: messenger RNA, 979 nt
Organism: Solanum pennellii
Lineage: Eukaryota; Viridiplantae; Streptophyta; Magnoliopsida; Solanales; Solanaceae
Product: FCS-Like Zinc finger 1-like
Exons: 2
Coding region: 45-590 (181 amino acids)
Source: RefSeq, a predicted model, not a curated record